Mus caroli (Ryukyu mouse) is the source of this 1818-nucleotide messenger RNA. It is a transcript of the gene Cfap410, whose product is annotated as cilia and flagella associated protein 410. Gene Ontology annotation, biological process: cytoskeleton organization. Gene Ontology annotation, molecular function: protein binding. Lineage: Eukaryota; Metazoa; Chordata; Mammalia; Rodentia; Muridae. The record is from RefSeq and is a predicted model, not a curated record.
UCUGCCUUGGUUGUAUCUUCUUCCGGAUGCCCCUUCCCCCAGAAGAAUAGCUAAAGUUACAGAACUGUGGUCUUCAGCUCAGUGCCGUGUCACUUGCUGGACCUGCACAGAGGAAAACAGAGUCAAAGCUCUGCCUUGAGAGGAGUGAUUUCCCUCAAGGACAUCAACAGGGGCACUCUGCAUGACCUCCCUCAGCUUCAGGAGGCGACACCCCAACCCCACCCGAAAUGACAGGCAACUGGGACUGUGGAGCCCACAGCCCAGAUUUCCAUAUGCCGGGAGAUGCCCAGCCUAGAGGUAAUCACACUCAGUGUCAACAGUGUCUCCACCCUGGAACCAGUGCGCAGCUGCAGGCGCCUGAGCGAGCUGUACCUGAGGAGGAACCGCAUCCCCAGUCUGAACGAGCUGUUCUACCUAAAAGACCUGCCACACCUCAGGGUGCUCUGGCUGGCCGAGAACCCGUGCUGUGGCACCAGCCCGCACCUUUACCGCAUGACCGUGCUGCGCAACCUGCCCCACCUGCAGAAGCUAGACAACCAAGCUGUGACCGAGGAAGAGCUGACCCGUGCGCUGAUGGAGGGAGAUGAGAUCACUGCUGCCCCGCACAGAGAAGGUGCAGGCAAUGGCUGUCCCAAGCCCCCCUACGCCCUCAACUCUGUCAGCUCUGCAACUGAGACCAGCCAGAACCUGCUGAGCUACACAGAGGAGACAGAAGUCCAGGGCCAGACUACCACAGACCAGUCUCCUUCCUUCUCACCAAGGGACACCAUGAGGAGUCACAAGAAUAGGAACAUCCUGACCGCCAUAUUGCUACUGCUGCGGGAGCUGGAUACGGAGGGGCUGGAGACUGUCCAGCAGACCGUGGGCAGCCGGCUACAGGCGCUGCACAGGCCGGAGCCCCAGGAAGACAUGGAGUGAUUUCAGACGCCCCAGUAUCUGGACCCUUUUAUAUUCUGAGGAAACACAGCCCUACCUGGAAAGCCUUCAAAGCAGGCCCAGUGGCUGCCAGCAAGGCAGACCCCUCUCCUGUGCUUAGGGCUGGCAGAAAUGCUGCCCACCAGCAUGGUCCCUGGGACUUACCUGCUGAGGCCUCGGAGCUCUGGGCACUGUUUGACCCUUCCUCAAGGGAGGCCAGAAGGAGCCAUACCCUCCAAUAAAUUAGCACUUUCUGUUUGGGCUGGAAGGUCUGGGACAGGAAGCAUCUCGGGGCCUUGACGUUGAGGUUCAUGUUGUUUCUCAGCCACUAGGGGGAGCCCUAGUAUCACUGUGUCAAGCCUACCCUCGGAGAUGCCUAGAAUAUCUUUACGGGGCACUGUGUCCCAGCUGUCCUUAGACAUAGCCUGGGAGAAUGGAAUUUUUUUGUUUUUUCAGGACAAGGCUGGUCAGGACACUGUCCUUUUUCUUUCUUCUUCAGGAGAGGGAUGUCACCUAGGUAGACUGACUGUUGCUCGUCAUUCUGAGGUGCCAGAUGCCAUUGGUAAAGUUGUCUUCGUUAGAGCCAUUAAUUGGGGGAGGCCCUGUAGCUUAUCUAGGCAGGGCCACGUUGGUGCCCUGGGGUGACCUUACACCUGCCAUAAGAGAACAAGCCAGGAAAGGUCCCAAGAUUAGCAUAUGUAAAGCAACCUAAGCAAAAAAGUCUAGAAGGGCCCUUAGAGGGACAGGUAGAACAUGCCAAAGAAGGCUGCUGGCUCUGUAGGUGACCUGUAAGGGUCUCAAUGCUGACGGUUCAGGGCAGCUGGACCCUUGGCUUUGCUCCACCGCUGGCCCACUUCCAAACCUGGGAGUGCUUUCUCUCUUAAUAAACCGUUUCUACCAGUG